UUCCUUCCCCCACAUCCGCAUCCAUUGCCAGCUCGCCACCUUGCAGGGCUCGGGCCGAUGGCGGCUGCCACUCUCUCCACCGUCCCUCGCUCAUCUCCUCCUCCUCGCUCUUUGCUCCCCAUUAUGGCCUCCGCCUCCUCCUCCUCCGCCGAUCCCAAGCUCAGCCGGAGCGGUCAUGGCCUCCGCCUCCCCGAGCUCCGGGAGGAAUCCCUUUCGUCGCUCGAGGUUGUCGGCGCUCGCCGCUCCCUGCUCACCCGCUUCGCGAGCCUGCAGCCCCCCUACAAACGCUUCCCUUUCCUCGGGUGGAACCGCCAUGUCGAGACAAUCUUCGCCGCCUUCUUCCGCUCCCUCCCUCGUGUCGCCCUCCGCCGGGAGUGCCUGAGGACGCGGGACGACGGUACCGUCGCCCUCGAUUGGGUCUCCGGGGACGAGCAGCAGCUUCCCUUUGAUUCCCCAGUUCUCAUUCUUCUGCCUGGGCUCACUGGAGGGAGUGAUGAUACAUACGUCAGACAUAUGCUUGUACGUGCUAGAAAUAGAGGAUGGCGUGUUGUUGUAUUCAAUAGUCGUGGUUGUGCAGAUAGUCCUGUUACAACUCCCCAGUUUUAUUCAGCUUCAUUUACAGAAGAUCUUUGCCAAGUAGUUGAUCAUGUUUCAACACGUUACCCUAAGUCAAAUAUAUAUGCGGUUGGUUGGUCUCUUGGAGCAAAUAUUCUAGUUCGCUAUCUUGGUCAGGAAUCUCGUAAUUGUCCUCUUUCUGGGGCAGUAUCCUUAUGUAAUCCUUUCAAUUUGGUAAUUGCAGAUGAGGACUUUCACAAGGGCUUCAAUAAUGUAUAUGAUAGAGCUCUCGCUAGAGCUCUGCGAAAAAUAUAUAAAAAGCAUGCACUUCUUUUUGAAGGUCUGGGUGGUGAAUACAAUAUUCCCAUGGCGGCUAAUGCUAGGUCUGUCAGGGAGUUUGAUGAAGGAUUAACACGUGUUUCAUUUGGUUUCAAGUCGGUAGAUGAUUAUUAUUUCAAUUCAAGCAGUUCAAGUUCCAUAGAGAAUGUCUGUACACCUUUAUUAUGCAUACAGGCUGCCAAUGAUCCAAUUGCACCAUCCAGGGGGAUUCCUCGUGAAGAAAUCAAGGGAAAUCCGCAUUGCCUGUUAAUAGUUACUCCACAAGGUGGCCAUCUAGGGUGGGUAGCAGGGGAGGAGGCUCCAUUUGGAGCUCCUUGGACUGAUCCUGUGGUAAUGGAGUUCCUGGAGCAUCUUGAUAACGAAAAUUCAGAUGGCAGCAAAAGCAGCAAAAAUAUUCUACUGGAUGGUGUUCCACAAACUUCACCGUCUCUAUCAGUACACAUACAAUGAUUGAAUCUAAUGCCCUCAUAACAUUGCCAUUCAUGCCAUUGGCCUUUUUAUAUUGCCAUUCAUGCCAUGACUUUUUUAACGUAAAUUGAUAUCUAUCUCAUGGUAGUGUCUGAAUAACCAAAAUGUGGUGAUUGGUCCAUCGAUGUAAGCCGAUCAUUUUUUCCCCCAUCAUCCAUGAGCUAUUUCUUAUAGUGUUUAAUUUCACCGGAAGAACACAAUGUUUGUAUCGUCUAAAAGUUCUCUCUCUCUCUCUCUUUUCCCACCCCAACAUCUCUAGCUAUUAUUCAUUUGACAAAGCCUUUAUCAAGCAACAUCAUACGACAAUGCCAUUUGUAAGCGAAAGGCAUCCUUGCAGUGGUGCACUCGUUUGUGAGAUAUCCCGAACGAGUAGUGCAGAUGGCUUGAUACAUGUGCCUUCAAUCACGUUGUUCGCGGAGAGGCAUGGUGGGUGCUUUGUUUGCAAGCAGGUGGACCUGGCUUGAUACUUCCAGUUCGUACGUGUUCUUUCAAUCUUGCAGGCCAAGGCUAACAGGCAUAUCAGGCGCUUGGUUUGCAAAUAGGGGGACUCGGGUGGAGCUUUUGCGGUAUACUCAUGGUAUGAAUUAGUUCAAAUACAUACUCAAACCAGACUUUGUCAAUUGGCAUCUGUACGGUCUGAUCAUGCAUCCCGGCAUCUCCGACUGUCAUAAAAAGUAAGUAUAUCUCACGAACUUCGUUUAUUUUGUCAGCUUUGAAAGAGCAAACAUGAGACCAUAAUUAUGGAAUUGUGUAGACAAUAAAAAAAAUCAUUAGUCAAAUGAGAGAAUCGUUGACAU
Elaeis guineensis (African oil palm) is the source of this 2159-nucleotide messenger RNA. Its product is annotated as embryogenesis-associated protein EMB8. The record is from RefSeq and is a predicted model, not a curated record. Gene Ontology annotation, biological process: lipid metabolic process. Gene Ontology annotation, molecular function: monoacylglycerol lipase activity; short-chain carboxylesterase activity. Lineage: Eukaryota; Viridiplantae; Streptophyta; Magnoliopsida; Arecales; Arecaceae.